Messenger RNA from Gekko japonicus, 1385 nucleotides. RefSeq names its product ST8 alpha-N-acetyl-neuraminide alpha-2,8-sialyltransferase 4 (gene ST8SIA4). Lineage: Eukaryota; Metazoa; Chordata; Lepidosauria; Squamata; Gekkonidae. Gene Ontology annotation, molecular function: alpha-N-acetylneuraminate alpha-2,8-sialyltransferase activity. The transcript is spliced from 5 exons. Gene Ontology annotation, biological process: N-glycan processing; oligosaccharide metabolic process. Bases 1 to 1080 code for a protein of 359 amino acids. The record is from RefSeq and is a predicted model, not a curated record.
AUGCGUGCCAUCCGGAAGCGGUGGACUAUCUGCACGAUAAGUCUCCUCCUGAUCUUUUACAAGACAAAAGAGAUCGCCAGGACCGAGGAGCACCAGGAGACGCAACCGAGCGGAGAUGGCGACUUAAGUUUAAGUAGAUCAGUGGUCAAUAGCUCUGAUAAAAUAAAUCAAAAGAGCGGGUCUUCGAUAUUCCAGCAUACUGUAGAAAGAUGGAAAAUCAAUUCUUCCUUGGUCCUGGAAAUCAGGAAGAACAUUCUUCGAUUCUUGGAUGCAGAAAGAGAUGUCUCAGUGGUCAAAAGCAGCUUCAAGCCAGGAGACGUAAUUCACUAUGUGCUAGAUAGACGUCGUACACUAAAUAUUUCUCAGGAUCUUCACAGCCUUCUUCCAGAGGUUUCACCAAUGAAGAACCGUCGUUUUAAAACGUGUGCAGUUGUAGGAAAUUCUGGCAUCCUUCUGGAUAGUGGGUGUGGAAAAGAGAUUGAUAACCAUGACUUUGUCAUAAGGUGCAAUCUAGCUCCUGUGGUGGAGUUUGCUGCCGAUGUGGGAACUAAAUCAGAUUUUAUUACCAUGAACCCAUCAGUUGUACAAAGAGCAUUUGGAGGCUUUCGGAAUGAGAGUGACAGAGAAAAAUUUGUGCAUAGACUAUCCAUGCUGAAUGACAGUGUCCUUUGGAUCCCAGCUUUCAUGGUCAAAGGCGGAGAGAAGCAUGUGGAGUGGGUUAAUGCACUAAUCCUUAAGAAUAAAUUGAAAGUGCGAACUGCCUAUCCAUCACUGAGACUUAUUCAUGCUGUCAGAGGUUACUGGCUGACCAACAAGGUUUUCAUCAAGCGACCCAGCACAGGACUACUGAUGUAUACACUCGCUACAAGGUUCUGUGAUGAAAUUCAUCUCUAUGGAUUCUGGCCCUUCCCAAAGGAUAUUAAUGGGAAAUCAGUCAAAUAUCAUUAUUAUGAUGACCUAAAGUACCGAUAUUUUUCCAAUGCUAGUCCUCACAGGAUGCCGUUAGAAUUUAAAACUUUAAAUGUGUUGCAUAACAGAGGAGCACUUAAAUUGACAACAGGGAAAUGCAUACAGCAAUAAAGCACAAUGAGACAUAUAGGAUAUGGGCUUUGCCAUAUAGAUUUUGUGGAACAGCAGUGGGGCCCAUACAGAGGAGGUACCCCAGUGUGCUGGGCUAAGCUGAUGGAGAACAAGGAAAUGCAUCAAAACUCCAUUCCCAGCUCAUGUUUUACCUGUUGAAGUGCUAAAUUUUGAGUGCAAUGGUUCGAGUAAGUGCCACUUUCACUAAGAACAAAGCUUGAAUGUAUAAAAUAAGUAGUGUUUACAAGAUCCAACAAUGCAUUCAUCACUUGUUAAAGAAGCAAAUAGCUGAUUUGCUGUCCAAC